AAGUGAAGUGCUUCAUUAAGAGUUGGCUAUGGCGGGGGAGAUGAAGAAGGCCUCGGCGUCCCCGUGAUGGAGCACACAGCCCCCCUGCACGGCGCUUCCCUCUGCUUGAUCACGCCAAUGCUGCUGCCGCAUCACUAGGGUGCACACCCGAACCACUAGUCUGCUCAGCUUCUACACGCGGCGCGGUGCGGCACGGCCUGCCUCUGCGAAGAAGCGCGGAGACGGACGGCGAAGAAGUAGACCCAGGGUCGGACGUCCGGCCGCCAUGGAGGGCGCUGGGAGCGCGGGGCGGGACUUUGCGGAGGGUUGCAAACUGCAGAUCAAAACCACGCUCGGCGAUAAUAUCGAAGGCCUUGUCUUGACCUUCGAUAAGACCACCAACAUUGUGGUUAUUCAGGAAGGUGGCAGUGCUGAAGGGCGCCGGAAUUUACGGUUUCUGAAGACGAGCUUCGUUAAGGAUGUAAAACUAAUUGGUCAUGUACAGGAUGCUCUUGAUUUGAAAUUUGCAGAGCCUGAUAUCAAGAGUUUAAGGGACCGCGAGGAAGCUGCUAUUAAGCAGGCUGAGGCAGAGGCUGAAAGGAUUGGUGUGGGAGUUACAGUAGAAGCACAAUUUAUUUUUGAUGCUCUUUCUAAGACGUUACCUUGUACCUGGGAUAGGACUACUAUUGUAGUCAUGAAUGACGUUUGCGUCAAUCAUCCCUACUUACCAGAGAAUGUCAUUGGAGGUGCCUCUGCUGCCAACGAGCGCGUUCGCAAAGUUCUCGAAGAAGUUAGGAAGAGAUUGCAAAGUCGGCCAGGUUCUCAGUGACGUUGGUCCUGUUAGGAAUCCCCUAGCUUGCUGGAAUUUCAGCAACGGAGGAUUGUGAACAGCUUCCAACUAGUGGGAGCACCAGGAUGACCAGCUAUUCUUAUUUUAGCUGAGCAGCCUGUACCAGUGCAAGAACAUUCCUGCAAAGAUUAAUUGUGCCCUCUUUGAGAAUUCGAAUUGCCAGGGCUUCUGCACCGGCCGAAGGCAAUGGCUUUGUUGACCUCGAGCUGAUUGCUCCAUUUGCAUGAAAGUUGUAUUGAGGAUCUAGUGUUUGGGUUUCAAAGUUAUCGUAUAAUUUUGGAUUCCUAAUGGACUUCGGGUUGAGAAAGAUGUAUAUGUAUCGCCCUAUGCUGAUUUGGAGACAUAUGUAAACAAGCAUUUCAAUUGCAUCGAUUGGCAUCAA
Physcomitrium patens is the source of this 1211-nucleotide messenger RNA. NCBI's taxonomy places the organism in Eukaryota, Viridiplantae, Streptophyta, Bryopsida, Funariales, Funariaceae. The record is from RefSeq and is a predicted model, not a curated record.